Molecule: messenger RNA, 441 nt
Organism: Camelina sativa (false flax)
Lineage: Eukaryota; Viridiplantae; Streptophyta; Magnoliopsida; Brassicales; Brassicaceae
Biological process (GO): translation
Cellular component (GO): ribosome; large ribosomal subunit
Molecular function (GO): structural constituent of ribosome
Source: RefSeq, a predicted model, not a curated record
ACAGAAAACCCCAAUCACUCGUUUCUAGGGUUUAUCUAUCACCCCGUCAUCUUCGUCGGCGAGAUUAGUUUCGGACUCCGUCGAUUUCGAUUUCUCAGAUAUGGGUGACAAGAGGAAGAAGACGUUCAUGUUCAUCCGUCUAGUUUCAGCAGCUGGGACUGGAUUCUUCUAUGUCAAGAGGAAGAGUACCAAGGGACUUCUUGAGAAGCUCGAGUUCCGUAAGUACGAUCCUCGUGUUAAUCGUCAUGUCCUCUUCACUGAGCAGAAAAUGAAGUGAUGACACACAAAACAUGCUUGCUUGUUUAUGCUAUCAUUCUUGUUACAAUUUAGAACUUGUAUCGAAACUGUUUGUUGAAUUCUCUAAAAACAUAAUUAAGUGCAGUUUGAUUAGUAUUGUUAUCAAAUUUUAAUAAUUCCAACGAGAGCACGAUAUUUGUUAGA